Molecule: messenger RNA, 3184 nt
Organism: Chlamydomonas reinhardtii
Lineage: Eukaryota; Viridiplantae; Chlorophyta; Chlorophyceae; Chlamydomonadales; Chlamydomonadaceae
Exons: 13
Coding region: 457-2568 (703 amino acids)
Source: RefSeq, a predicted model, not a curated record
GUGCACACCAGGAUUGCGCAAGUUGAGUGCUGGCCGCGGCAGAGUGCUGGCUGCGGCAAGCAGCUGGCCAGGACCGGCCGGGAAGUGACCCGGCGGGUCGGCCGCAAACUGACGUGGACUGCGCUUACUAGCGUGCCUAUGAGCAACUGCAUUGCCACAGGACGGGUUUAGGCGAGGUCCUGUCGGAGUUUGGCACCAGCGAUGGGCUUCGGCUCCGGCCCUUCUCUGGGCUGGCAAGUUUAGCCUAAACAAAAUUGUUUGCACUAGAGAAAUUGCAAUAGUGCAUAGUAGAGUAAAGCUAGGUUGCUAGGCAAGUUCACGUAUUUGUUUUACAGUCGCUAGCUCAAACACCCAUCGAGCAAGCCCAAAGAGUUGAAUUUUGUAUAUGCUUUAGCGAAACAAUUCUGGGCUUGCAGAAUACAGGUCUUUCCGGCAUAGCCGACUCGAAUCGCAAGCAUGCGGGCUUUGCAGGCGCAAACUAAGCUUCGGCAACCACACGCGCAAUGUGCUGGAGCCGCCCACAUUGUUGUGGCGAAAAGGCACGCGUGCGUGGUGCAGCCCGCGCGCGAUGUCUCCGCGCGGGCCACGAAGACGAUAUCGCGUGACUGGGAUGACCUCGCAAACGCGGUGCCACGCGCCAACCCGGAGAAACGCGUGCUGCAGGACAUCAACUUCCGCGAGUUGGUGGAGCGCUGCACGGACUGGCACCAGCUGCAGGCGCUGGAGGCGGACCUGCGGGAGAGGUACGACCGCCAGGGCGGCCUGGCGGUGGCUGUGGUGGUGCGCGCCAGCGAGCUGCUGGACGUGGAGGCGGCGCCGGCGGCGGAGGUGCGGGCGCUGAGGGACAUGCUGGCAGGCAGUGUGGCGCCGUUCAUCGCCAACAAGGGCGUGCUCAGGUUCAAGCCCACAGUGGUGCCCACGCUGCUGUCGGCCCUGGCGGCGCUGCAGUACUCGGACCCCAAACUCAACGACGCCCUGCUCAAACUGCUCGAGAGCGGUGUGGAGCAGAUGAUGGUGCAGCCGGUGGUGUCGUCCGCCGCCGCCGCCGCCGCCCUGGGUGCGCGGCUGCCUCCGGGCCUGCUUGACAAGCUGGUGGCGCGGGUGGACUUUGCGAUGCGGCACCUGACGGCGGCGGACGUGGGCGACCUGGCCACCGCGCUGGCGCCCUACACACGGCUGCCCCCCAGCGCCAACGCCGUCUUCCUCUCCCGCCUGGCCGCCGCCGCCGAGCCGCACCUUGACGCCAUGUCGGGCGAGCAGCUGGUGGACCUGCUGACGCUGCUGGUGCGCGGCGGCGGCGGCGUGGCGGGCGGCCUGUCGGCGGCCUGGCUGGGCAGCUACACGGCGGCGCUCACGGCGGCACUGCCCGGGCUCACCACCCCCAAGAGCUAUGCGGCGCUGCUGUUUGCGCUGGCCAAAGGCUCUCUGGCCAUCACCGAGGACUUCCUGCAGGCGCUGCUCAACAGGCUGGCGGCGCCCGAGCCGCUGCCGCCCGCCCCUGCCGCCGCGCGCCGCCGCGCCGGCGUCACCAGGACCACCAGCCUGCUGGCCCGCAUGCAGCCCGCCGACCUGGCAGUGGUGGCGGCGGUGCUGUCCAUCUACGGCUACGUGCCGCCCGGAGCCGCCUGGGCCGACGAGUACCUGGGCGCAGUGGCGGACCGGGCGGCAGACAUGCAGGCGCAGCAGGUUGUGACCAUCGUGGACGCGUGUGUGGAGCUGGGGCUGCCGCUUGAUGGCGACACGCUGGACGAGCUGCUAGCGGUGGCGGAGGCGGGUCUGGACGCCCUGCCGCUGCCGCGACUGGGGCAGCUGGCGGCGGCGCUGGCGGCGGCGGGGCACAGCCCGGACGGCCCCUGGCUGCGGGCCUUCACGGCGGCGCUGGUGGCCGCUGCCGGUCGCGCCACGCGGCCCGAGCUGGCGGAGGUGGCGGCGGUGCUGCCGGCACUGGCCGGCGCCUUCCCGCCCGAGGGACCCGCCAUCACAGCCGUGUUGGAGGCCAUUCGGUCCCGGGCAGCGGCGCAACAGGGCCUGGAGUCCGGCACCUGCGCCGCCAUCGCGCAGUCGCUCACGCAGCUGGGCAUGACGGCGGCGGCGGCGGCGGCCUACGUGGAUAGCCUCAAGCCGCCGCCACCGGCAGCGGCGAAGCCGGCGCCGGCGGCGGCGCCGGCGGCGGCUUCGCCAAGGGCGACGACCGCGCGGAAGGGCAGCGAUGCGGCGCCAGCACCAGCGCCGGCGGCGCCAGCGGCGCCGGUGGCGCCGGCCGCCGCCGCCAGCGGGAAGGGAAGGGCGGCAGCGGCACCGAAGAAGGUGGUGGAGCAGGAGGAGGAGGAGGAGGAGGACGAGUAUGAGGACGAGGAGGAAGAGGAGGAGGUCGUCCGGCCGGCGGCGCGGCAGGUGCGGGCGGCGCGUCCGCAGCAGCCGGAGGAGGAGGUGGUGGUGUCGAGCACACGUGCCUCGACACGACGCCAGACGGCGGCGCCGGCAGCGCCGCCGCCCCCGCCGCCAGCGGCGCCGGCGGACGUGGAUGACGGCUUCGUGGCAAGCACUCGCGCGCGCCGGCGGCGGUGAUUGCCUGCUUCAGCAGGUUUCGGGUUGGGAGGGAAUGUAUGUUGGCAACAAUAGUGAACGCAUAGUUGUGCGCGGUCUCUGACAUGACGUGACGUUUGUUGAUAGGGGGGUCUGGGUGGUCACGAGCCCUGGAUGGGAGUCUGCGGUGGAGCAGCGGCCGCAAUAGGCUCCGUGACUGAAGCAGUGCAGGGCGCGGCGCUGUAGGGUUUCAAAGGGUGCUGCCGCGCGUUUUCUGUUAUGUUACGAUACACGCCUCAAAUGGUUGAUUGUUUUGGUGAUGGCGGUAGUGGCGUUGCUGAGGGUUGGCGACUGGACGCUGUGGGCUGUAGGGACGAAGGAGUUGAAUGCACGCUGACCCGCAGGCACCACACGCCUGUUCAGGCGAGAGCGUAUGAUUCUGUGCGGCUUCUGGCAUGUCCGCAUGGGAUUGAUAAAUAGGUAGUCUGGUUCGGCCGGAGACUGUGGUUUGUGUCCCCCCUCACGUCCCUGUGGCUGCCUCGUCACGUGCCUAAUACGCCACAGUGCCACACGCUUCAAAUGGUUAACUGUUGGCGCAGGGUUGGCGUAAGCGGAGGCUGGCACGCAGCUUUGCUAUGGGCUGUAAGAAGCUGAGAGC